Molecule: messenger RNA, 1375 nt
Organism: Chrysoperla carnea
Lineage: Eukaryota; Metazoa; Arthropoda; Insecta; Neuroptera; Chrysopidae
Product: acyl-CoA desaturase-like
Exons: 5
Coding region: 198-1262 (354 amino acids)
Biological process (GO): unsaturated fatty acid biosynthetic process
Cellular component (GO): endoplasmic reticulum membrane
Molecular function (GO): stearoyl-CoA 9-desaturase activity; iron ion binding
Source: RefSeq, a predicted model, not a curated record
UUCUAAACUAAGUUUACGAUAAUUGGGUUUUAGACGCUUUUAAAUGGAUAAUAAUUAAUAAAUUUUGACUAAAUUCUGUGUUAAUUACCGUAUAAAUUAAAGGGUGCCAGCAAUACACUAUUUACUUCGGAAAGUAAACGGUCGAAGAAUUCAUUCAAAAUACAUCGAAUCGGAGAACUAUUUUUAAAACAAAAGUUAUGACUGAAACAAAGUUAGUAGAAAAAAGAGUUUGCGAAAAUAAUACGAAAAGUAUUGUAAAAAAUGAGACGAAUCUUAAAAAUUAUAAACAUGGAAAAUUUUUAUGGUUUGAAUUUGAAACAGAAUUAAAAUGGUAUAAUAUUACAUUGUUAUCAAUAUUCCACAUAUUAUUUCUUUAUGGAGUUUUAACAUAUUCAUAUGGAUUAAAUUGGCGUACUUUGUGCGCAGUUAUUUGGUUUUUUGGUUAUGGACUUUUUGGAGGAUUUGGUGUUACUGGUGGUGCACAUCGAUAUUGGACUCAUAGAUCAUAUAAAGCAAAUUUGAUAUGGCGCUAUAUUUUAAUGUGCUGUUUUGCAGCAUCGGGACAGAAUACUUUGUACGAUUGGGUCCGUGAUCAUCGUGUACAUCAUAAAUAUAGUGAAACACCUGCUGAUCCACAUGAUGCAACACGUGGAUUCUUUUUUGCUCAUUGUGGUUGGUUAAUGAUGAAGAAACGACCAGAAGUAAUUGAAAAAGGUCGAGAAGUUGAUUUGAGUGACGUAUUGGAAUGUCCAGUGGCUCAAUUUCAUCAAAGACAUUUCACCCUACUACGAUACAUAUUUUCAUAUAUUAUACCAGUCAUUGUUCCCAAAUUUGUCUGGAAUGAUACAUGGCAUGAUGCAAUAUUUUUUGGAGGUUUUGCUCGAAUGGUUUUCGGACUAAAUGCUGCUUGGCUUGUUAACAGUGCUGCACAUAUAUGGGGAAAUCGUCCAUAUGAUAGACGCAUAAAUCCAAGGGAGAACCUGUUUGUAUCAAUAUUGGAUAUGGGAGAAGGUUGGCAUAAUUACCACCACACAUUCCCUUGGGAUUAUAAAGCAGCUGAAUUUGGUUUUUAUCCAUAUAAUUGGACAACAUUUUGGAUUGAUUUGGCUUCAAAAUUAGGCUGGGUCACAAAUCGGAAAAAAGCAUCACAAAAAAUUAUUAAUAACACCAUACAAAAAUAUGGUGAUGGAUCACACAUAGAACACCAUUAUAUGCUUGAAGUUGCCGAAGAAGAGGAUAAAUGGAGAGAUAAAACUGAAUAAAUCAAAUAUAAUUAUUUUGGAUAAUUUUAUUAAUAGGAAAUAAUUAACUUUUUGUAAAAUUCUAUUUAGUUGAAAUGUAACGAAGAAGAUACAUAUAAUUUUUUUAAUAUUUA